Molecule: messenger RNA, 1058 nt
Organism: Oryza brachyantha (malo sina)
Lineage: Eukaryota; Viridiplantae; Streptophyta; Magnoliopsida; Poales; Poaceae
Product: probable ribose-5-phosphate isomerase 3, chloroplastic
Exons: 2
Coding region: 102-929 (275 amino acids)
Biological process (GO): pentose-phosphate shunt, non-oxidative branch
Molecular function (GO): ribose-5-phosphate isomerase activity
Source: RefSeq, a predicted model, not a curated record
CAUCUCCUCCACCAACUCCCCACCCUCCAUCUCUACCUCCACGGCUCCACCUCCACUCCACCUCACACGCCUCAUCGAGCUGCCAAGAACCACCGCCUCUGAUGGCCGCCGCCGCCGCCACCGUCUCCGUCCGCUUCCACCCGGUCGCCGCCGCGGGCCGGCGCGGGGGCCGCCGCCUGUCGGGGGUCAUCCGGGCGCAGUCCGCCCCCGCGGCGGCGGCGGCGCUGACGCAGGACGACCUGAAGCGGCUGGCGGCGGUGCGCGCGGUGGAGCAGGUGCAGAGCGGGAUGGUGCUCGGGCUCGGGACCGGGUCCACGGCCGCCUUCGCCGUCGCGGAGAUCGGCGCGCUGCUGGCGUCCGGGAAGCUGAGCGGCAUCGUCGGCGUGCCUACCUCCAAGCGCACGUUCGAGCAGGCGCAGUCGCUCGGCAUCCCGCUCUCCACGCUCGACGACCACCCGCGCAUCGACCUCGCCAUCGACGGCGCCGACGAGGUCGAUCCAGACCUUAACCUUGUGAAAGGGCGGGGUGGUGCCCUUCUCCGGGAGAAGAUGGUCGAGGCCGCAUCGGACAAAUUUAUCGUUGUUGUUGACGAGACAAAACUAGUUACCGGCUUAGGAGGGAGUGGUCUAGCCAUGCCUGUGGAGGUUGUGCAGUUCUGCUGGAAGUACAACCAAGUGAGACUGCAGGAGCUAUUCAACGCCGAAGGGUGUGAGGCAAAGCUGAGAUUGGAUGAAGGCGGCAAACCCUAUGUUACUGACAACUCAAACUAUAUUGUCGAUUUAUACUUCAAGACGCCAAUCAAGGAUGCACUGGGAGCUGGGAAGGAGAUCUCGGCUUUGGAAGGCGUUGUUGAGCAUGGGCUGUUCCUGGACAUGGCGAGUUCGGUGAUCAUCGCUGGAUCAGAUGGUGUCAGUGUCAAAACAAAGUGAGUUUUUGGUUUAGUCGUUGCUGUGUCAAAUUUACGAUUUUUGGUGUAAAAGCAGGCAAUAAGAUGCUUCACUAAUAAUUGAAUAUAAUCUUCCAUUGCUGGUUCCUCUUGUAACAUGGUUUAUCUUGGA